UAGUUCCACAUGUGCGGUCAGCAAGUGAAUAUGAACCAGCAACAUAUCUUUGAUAUGGACUCCAUGGAAAGGGACAAUUUCCAGGUGUCCUACACACCUUCCACAUAAAACCACUGUGAAAACCUCACCUCAAGUUUCCGAUUCUACAAUCAUGCAUAAAAAAGAACUAGACGUUUCAAGAUAAUGAGAAAAAGACGGCAAAACAGUGACAUUUCAGAACCAAAGAAUGCACUGGAAGCAUCUUAUCUAAUUCUAGAGAGACUCUGCUAGCAUUCUCCCACAAGUUCAACGUUUGAUCCCAUUUUCUCAAAUUUGAGUCGGAAACAACCUAGUGAAAGAUCAGUUUCCUUCAUAUCAUGAUGAACGGCGCAGAUGAAAAGAACAGGUUAAAUUUAAAAGCCUCUUCGCGAGUCAGCAAAACGCAACUGCGCGGGCUAUUUAAACAAACGUCCGUAUUCCCUCCGAAACCAAUAAACUGUCAAAAGCCCAACUGCCUACUCCCCAGCUUUUAAUCAAAACUUGCAACUGAGAAGAAACCUUUCAUUCCAAUCAGUGAAAUAUGUCACCUGCACUUUCUCUUACUACAACUCAGUCCCCUGCCUUCAAAUGUCAGGAUAUCUCAAAAGACAAUCAUAGCAAGUUCUCCUCCAGGGACAACAAAAAUCAGAGACCAGCUUCAGAUGCCAAUAUUGCAAGAAGAAAGCUGCUGCAAUCUUUUAGCACAGGCCUCCUAGCGGCAGGGUUAUCUUCUGUUCAGCCAGUAAGAGCUGAACCAGAGAGCCCUCAAGAGUCUACAUCCAGCCGAAUGUCGUACUCAAGAUUCUUGGAGUACUUAAAUGAAGGCGCUGUGAAGAAGGUAGACCUAUUUGAGAAUGGCACCGUUGCCAUUGCUGAGAUAUCCAACCCGGCCCUAAACAAAAUUCAGAGGGUUAAAGUGCAGUUACCUGGGCUGCCACAGGAGCUGCUGAGAAAGCUGAAAGAGAAGGAAGUGGACUUUGCAGUCCAUCCUAUAGAACCAAAUUAUGGGCUUGCAAUUCUUGAUUUCCUCACAAAUUUUGGGUUUCCUUUGCUGCUCCUUGGUUCUUUGUUCUUGAGGAAUUCUUCGCUAAAUACUCCAGGAGGCCCCAACUUGCCCUUUGGCCUGGGAAGGUCUAAAGCAAGAUUUCAGAUGGAACCAAACACAGGAAUUACAUUUGACGAUGUAGCUGGAGUUGACGAGGCCAAGCAAGAUUUCAAAGAAAUUGUUGAGUUCUUGAAGUCACCUGAGAAGUUCGCUGCUGUUGGAGCAAGAAUUCCUAAAGGAGUUCUUCUAGUUGGCCCUCCUGGAACUGGUAAAACGCUGCUGGCUAAAGCCAUAGCAGGGGAGGCAGGAGUUCCCUUCUUUUCCUUGUCAGGUUCAGAAUUCAUUGAAAUGUUUGUAGGAGUUGGAGCAUCAAGGGUGAGAGAUUUGUUCAACAAGGCAAAGGCAAACUCACCAUGUCUAGUUUUCAUAGAUGAGAUUGAUGCAGUGGGAAGGCAAAGAGGGACUGGAAUUGGAGGAGGAAAUGAUGAAAGAGAGCAAACACUAAACCAGUUACUUACCGAAAUGGAUGGCUUCAGUGGGGAUAGCGGGGUUAUUGUUAUUGCCGCAACAAACCGACCUGAAAUUCUUGAUUCAGCCUUGCUUAGACCAGGGAGGUUUGACCGACAGGUGACAGUGGGGUUACCUGAUGUAAGGGGAAGAGAAGAAAUACUUAAAGUCCACAGCAGCAACAAGAAGCUUGACAAGGAUGUCUCUCUCAAUGUCGUGGCUAUGAGAACCCCAGGAUUCAGUGGUGCUGACUUGGCAAACCUCAUGAAUGAAGCAGCCAUUCUUGCUGGACGAAGAGGCAAAUCAAAGAUAACUUUGAAAGAGAUUGAUGAUUCUAUUGAUCGGAUUGUGGCAGGCUUAGAAGGAACCAAAAUGACUGAUGGGAAAAACAAAAUUCUGGUUGCUUAUCAUGAGAUUGGGCAUGCCAUCUGUGCGACACUCACUCCUGGGCAUGACCCAGUACAAAAAGUUACCCUCAUUCCACGAGGACAAGCUCGUGGUCUCACAUGGUUCCUACCAGGAGAAGACCCUGCUCUUAUCUCAAAGCAACAAAUUUUUGCUAGAAUAGUUGGAGGACUUGGUGGCAGAGCAGCGGAGGAAGUAAUUUUUGGGGAGUCAGAAAUCACAACAGGUGCAGCGGGAGAUUUGCAGCAGAUAACUCAGAUAGCAAGACAGAUGGUGACUAUGUUUGGAAUGUCUGAGAUUGGCCCGUGGGCAUUGAUGGAUCCAGCAGUACAAAGCAGUGAUGUAGUGAUGAGAAUGCUUGCAAGAAACUCAAUGUCCGAGAAGCUUGCGGAAGACAUUGACAAGUCAGUCAAAGCAAUCAUCGACAAGGCUUAUGAAAUUGCAAAGACUCACAUCAGGAAUAAUCGAGCUGCUAUGGACAAGCUGGUUGAUGUGUUGCUAGAAAAAGAAACUCUUACAGGAGAUGAAUUCAGAGCAAUUCUGUCCGAGUUCACAGAUUGUAAACCGGCAACUUUCAGCAUGGACAGUGCGCCAGAGCUUGUAGCAGCUUGAGUCGCCCAUCAAGAAAAUGUAGUUGUGAUGUAAAAGGAAGAGCUGAUCCUUAGUGAUCAUUAGGUCUAUGUAUAUGUGUUGAAACUUUAAAGAGAGUUUGUUCAAAUAAAUUGCAACUUAUUGCGUCCCCUUUGAAAAUCUCAGUAUCUUCUAUUUAUGAGCUUUCGAUGCACCAAUGUAUCUCAUAGAACUGACAUAAAAUAGCAUUUGUGGGCGCAAUCGAUGCAAUAGCUUAAACACUCUAUACAAAAGUCUGAAAUUACUUUGAGAAAGCACCCGGAUAAUACCUCUGAGAAA
Messenger RNA from Asparagus officinalis (garden asparagus), 2884 nucleotides. Its product is annotated as ATP-dependent zinc metalloprotease FTSH 6, chloroplastic. The record is from RefSeq and is a predicted model, not a curated record. Lineage: Eukaryota; Viridiplantae; Streptophyta; Magnoliopsida; Asparagales; Asparagaceae. Bases 560 to 2587 code for a protein of 675 amino acids. Gene Ontology annotation, molecular function: metalloendopeptidase activity; ATP binding; zinc ion binding. Gene Ontology annotation, cellular component: chloroplast thylakoid; membrane. Gene Ontology annotation, biological process: proteolysis. The transcript is spliced from 5 exons.